Molecule: messenger RNA, 564 nt
Organism: Juglans microcarpa x Juglans regia
Lineage: Eukaryota; Viridiplantae; Streptophyta; Magnoliopsida; Fagales; Juglandaceae
Exons: 2
Coding region: 1-564 (187 amino acids)
Source: RefSeq, a predicted model, not a curated record
AUGAUUCGAGAAAGAAUGAAAGCAGCCCAGAACAGGCAGAAAAGCUAUGCCGAUAAUCGACAGAGGAAUCUGGAGUUUGCAGUAGGAGAUUGGGUAUACCUCAAAGUAUUACCCAUGAAACGAGUCAUAUGUUUCGGUAAAAAGGGAAAGUUGAGUCCUCGAUACGUAGGACCCUUUGAGGUAAUCAAAAGAGUUGGUCUAGUAGCUUAUGGAUUGGAUUUGCCAGCAGAAGUGAAGGGAAUACAUAAUGUAUUUCAUGUGUCAACCUUAAAGAAAAGCUUUGGAGAAAGAUGGCCAGUGGUAAUGGAGCUCGACGAGAUUUGGCUUCAACCCAACCUGUCUUAUAAAGAAUGGCCAAUGCAGAUUGUGGAUAGCAAUGAACAAGAGUUGAGGAAUAGGAAGAUACCUCUAGUAAAAAUUCUCGAGGAAGGCUUCAUUUUCGACAAGCAUUACCACGUGAGGAGCAACAACCGUGGUGUAGCUCGAAGGAAGCAGAAAGAAGAAAUCUACGCAAUUUUGAUGAGAGGCAGAAUCGAGUCGCACAACGGAAGAACGCGUGAGUAG